UUUAGCUUAGCGAUGCAUGUUUUUUGCCGAUGCUCUCCCGCACAUUUCCUUAGGUACUGUGGGCAUUUCUCCUCUACACGUUUUGUGUGCCACGCACAUUCUCGCAGUUAUUCUCACAACAUAAACCAUACUGUAUAUUUCUCUAGCAACUUGUCCUGGCAGUCAUCGAAUUGAACUCCCUCACUCAACGUCAACAACAUGACCGCUGCUCCGAGUCCCCAACACCAUCCAAUGUUUUAUUACCCUGACGGUACUCAUGUUCUUCGGGUGAGCUAUGUGUACCACCCCUUUCUACUUACUGCUCGUCAUCAAAAUGGCAUUUACGUGUAGGUUGAAAAUACGUUAGUUAAAGUCCACGGAAGCAUUCUCUCGGACAAAUCCAUGACUUUCAGGGACAUGUUUGGCACCAAUAGCGAUGCUGGACUCGUCCCAGUUGAUGGAAAAAGUGAUGAGCAGCCAAUCAUCAUCACUGAAGUCACGGCUGAAGGGUUCGAAUUAUUCCUCUCAGUUUGCUACAACAAGUGGCGUCCAGACACUGCAAAAAUGCAGGACGAAGCGAUAUUUCAGCUGCUCGAAGUAAGUUGGAAGUACCAGUCAAAGGCUGCUCGUGAGUACGCCCUCGAUCAACUCGAAAGCUCCCGUCAGGCUAUUCACCCCGCCAAGCUGAUCUCCAUCUCACUAAAAUAUCAUAUUAAGGAGACCUUCCAAUACGCGUUCAGCCGGCUUAUUCCGCUUCUCCUGAACGAGUUAGAUUGCAACCUUCUUACCCGCCCUGUCUGGAAUACUCUCAUCAGGGUCAAAGAGAAACUGGACAUUCACCGCCGCAUUGUGGCAUGUGAACCCCCACCGAUGAUCCACUCGAAGCGUUGCCAGGACCGGAGCUCCUGCGCCAAUGACUGGCGACAGGUCUGGUGGAAUGGCAUGGGUCGAUCUCUGCUCGACGGACGUAACCCUCUCUCAUACGCUGAUGCAAUGCAACAAUUCCAACAAGUCGAUUACGGACGUGUCUGUCCAGACUGCUGGAGACACAUGCUUGAUUUUUGCAAAUCGGAGAAGGCGUUCAUUCAUGAGCGCGUGCUUAUUGAAGCCACUUCUCAGGAUUUGGCGGGUCGUCUUAUCAAGGAACCUCUGUUCGACGAUGCGGUCUAUUCAGUCGACAUGUAACGAUCUCAUCUUGAGGCUUCUUCUGUGCUUCGCAUGUAAACAGCUCACAUGAAUUUCGUGCACUAUAUUUUUUACUUGCGGCAUCGCGCUCGGGUCUCGUAGUAGACGUCAUUCUUUUCACAAUACACAGGAACUCUAAUUCUGCGGUGUUCGCACUGCCAGAUCAACUGUGAAUAGUCC
Molecule: messenger RNA, 1344 nt
Organism: Pisolithus orientalis
Lineage: Eukaryota; Fungi; Basidiomycota; Agaricomycetes; Boletales; Pisolithaceae
Exons: 2
Coding region: 382-1164 (260 amino acids)
Source: RefSeq, a predicted model, not a curated record